Messenger RNA from Paraphaeosphaeria sporulosa, 1030 nucleotides. RefSeq names its product PQ loop repeat protein-like protein. The transcript is spliced from 3 exons. Bases 131 to 1003 code for a protein of 290 amino acids. Lineage: Eukaryota; Fungi; Ascomycota; Dothideomycetes; Pleosporales; Didymosphaeriaceae. The record is from RefSeq and is a predicted model, not a curated record.
GCUGCACCUGCCGCCCCCAGGCCGACGUCACAAGCUCGCCUGCAAGCUCCCCAGAACGCGCUGCGCGUAGGCAGCACAGCUCGGCCUCUUCACAGCGGGUUGAACCACCACAGCUCGUUCGGACACGGCGAUGAUACUAUCUGCGAGCUCUGCGAGGUGUCGGGAGCUGGAGCAUCCCGACAUCGCCAACUUCUCCAUCUCAGUCUUCAUUCUCGUCGGCAUCCUCGUGUCGUACCUCCCUCAGCAUGCAAAGAUCAUAAUACGCCGCUCGUCGCGCGGUCUGAGCCCGCUGUUCGUGCUGCUCGGCACCGUGUCAGGGACCGCCAGCAUCGCAAACAUCUUGACCCUGCCCGAGAGCACGCGCGACAUGGCAUGCUGCAGCGAGAUAGGGCGUUUCCCGUGUGCAGCGGCGCUGCUGGGCAUCGCACAGAUAGGCGUGCAGUGGACGUGUUUCUUCUUCAUCAUGCUCCUGUUCCUCAUCUUCUUUCCACGCAACGCCGAAGACACCGAGUCGCAAGACACAAACCUCCCCACCUGGAAGGAGGCUAUCAUCGUCCUCGCUGUGUCCCUCGCCUUCUUCGUCUUCGCCUUCCUUGGCUCCAUCAUCUUCGUGUAUGCUGCACCCUCCCAUAUCAGAGGCUGGGCCAAUUUCCUAGGCCUGCUAGCCACCACGCUCGCUGCUAUACAGUACAUACCCCAGAUUAUUACUACAUGGAGGCUCCAAGAAACCGGAAGCUUGUCGGUACCUAUGAUGCUGAUACAGACGCCCGGGAGCUUUGUCUUCGCGGCAAGUUUGGCUGUCAGGCUGGGCCCUGGAGGCUGGAGCGCCUGGGGUCUUUUCAUCUUCACAGGCUUGUUACAGGGAGUACUUCUCGGAAUGAGCCUGUGGUUCAUCUGGAGGGAUCGACAAGCGGCCAAGUCUGGAAGCUCUCCCGCUGUGGACGCAAAUGGUGAGAGUGAUGAGCAAACGCCGCUCAUUGGUAAUGGCAUAGCUGGUGGAUAGUUAGGACAAUCGAUUCGCAUUUCAGUG